GUAAAGGACCUAUGUUUGUUGUGUUACGUUUUUUUCGUUAUCUGUCAACUUGAAUAUUAGAAAUUUCAUAAAGCGAAAGUACUCAAUGGACAGCAAAUAUGAAGCACUGCCAACAGUGCCUUCUGCAUCUGUUUUCCACGACAAUGGAAGCCUAUUUAGGCAUAAAAACGCUGGGGCCGUUAGAAAGCAGAAAUUGUUGAAAUGGAUUGGCAUUCUUUUUAUUGUGCUGACAGUCUUUGGAUGUGCAUUUUAUCGGAUUGUUGCAGAAACCAAGCAUUCAUCUAAUUUACUACAACAAAAUGUCUUCCAUCUUUUGUCUACAAGGAAUUCUGCAAAAAUCUAUAUGUGGGAUGUCUCUGGUGCAAAUGUAACACUGCUCCUGCAGAAUCAAGUGACUUUCUCUGAAGAUGUUGGAAACCCAGUUUCAUGUGACAACAGUUCUUUUGAUCUGUGUCUGAAAUGGGAAAAAGAAGGCAGCAAGCUUCCAAAUGCAAAAUUAACUUUAAGGCAGUUCCAGAUAAGUGAGGGUGUUGAAUGCCAUAAAUUAAAUGUGUCUGCUGCUUGGAAUGCAGAUAUAACAUCUUGUGUGUCCAUAACAGGAGAGCAUCUGUAUGGUGGUCCAGUUUUGAAACAAUCUCAGUACUGGCCCAGUGAGAAAAAUGAAAUGCAGAAUGUGCCACGUGCCACUGGACAGGGCACAAUUAAUGGAGUUGCAGAAUCAUUCUGGAUAACAUCUGGAGGAAAAGUUUUUUAUGUUCCACGUGAUGUUCCAUUGUUUAUCUCCCAAGACAGUCGCCAACUUUGUUUUCGAAGCAAACUUGCGUCACCCUACCUCCGAGAUACUGAAACCACUGUUAAUAUGAAACUUUAUUACUGCCAGAGCAAUGAUGCACAGAAGCUGCACAGGGCAACAGUUAAACGUUUCUUGGGGCUUCCAUCAGGCAUUCCAGACAAAGAAAUGAUACAAAACCCAGUGUGGUCUACUUGGGCCAGAUACAAGAGAGAAAUAAAUGCCACAGUUGUAACAGACUUUGCUGCUCAGAUAGCAGAGUAUGGCUUUAACAGGAGCCAUUUAGAAGUUGAUGAUCGGUGGGAAAGUUGCUAUGGUGAUUUUAAAUUUAAUGAAGGAUUCCCAGAUCCUGGACAGUUUAUUCAAGACCUCAACAAUAAAGGUUUUAGAGUUACCUUAUGGGCUCAUCCAUUUGUCAGUACUGUAUGUUCAGCAUAUUCUGAAGCAAAGUCAAGGAACUAUCUUGUGAAAAAUCUGGAUCAAAGUUGGGACAGAACUGUAUGGUGGAAUGGAAUUGCUGGUCUUGUAGAUUUCACAAAUCGUAAUGCAACAUCUUGGUGGAAUGGGAAACUAACAGCUUUAAGAGACAACUAUGGAAUUGAUGGUUUUAAAUUUGAUGCUGGUGAAACUUCUUACAUGCCUGGAUCUCCAGAAGUUGGACACCUUCAGUCUCCUAUAAGACUGCAGCCAAAUAUUUUCACUUCACAGUAUGUGGAAAAUGCAGCGUCACUUAGUAGAAAUGAAUUGAUGACUGAAUUCAGAGUAAUGUACAUGAAUCAAGGUCUACCAGUGUUCUUGCGAAUGUCAGAUAAAGAAUCUACCUGGGGUUAUGAAAAUGGCUUGAAGUCUUUAAUACCAACCUUAUUAUCACUCAAUAUUGUUGGGUAUUCAUUUGUUCUGCCUGAUAUGAUUGGAGGAAAUGGAUAUAGUACUAAACCAAGCAAAGAACUUUUCAUACGCUGGUUGCAGGCCUCUACCUUCAUGCCUUCUCUUCAGUUUUCAUACACACCUUGGGAUUACGAUGACGAGACAGUAGAAAUUGCAAAGAAGUUUACUAGCCUUCAUGCAGAGUAUGGAAAUAUGAUCAUUGAUUUAGCAGAACAGAAGGUUACGAAUGGAACACCUAUUAAUUUGCCAAUCUGGUGGCUUAAUCCUGCUGACGCAACUGCACUUGGAAUAGACUCAGAAUAUCUAUUGGGUGAGAAUUUGCUUGUGGCACCAAUACUAGAAGAAGGAGCAACAAGCAGAGACAUAUAUUUACCUGUUGGAACGUGGGAACAGAAAGUGAGAAGUGAUGCAACAACUGUUAUUACUGGCCCUGCAUGGAUCAGAGGUUAUAGAGUUGAACUUGAUGAGUUAGCGUAUUUUGUACGCGUGUCAUGAAUAAGUUCAUACAGUUGUAAAAAUAUUUAAAUUUGUAUGCAAUGUAUUAAUCGUUCACGGAGAGUUAUGAGCCAUAGUAGUGCAAACAGCCACAUGAAAUGUGUAACACUUAUUGUCAGGCAUUCAUGAAGUUGUAUGUUCUGAAGAUAAGGAAGAAGAGAUAAAGAUCUUUUCUCUAAAGUGAAUUCUCUGGUUCAGUUAUAUGAACCUAUGAUGUUGUUUAGCCUGUCUGUAGCCCGUAAUUUUGGUCACGUUGUCUCUCUUUAACGUAACUUUUACUUUAGUUUCAUAUUUUUAAUUUUGAGAGUAUAAUUUUAUAAAUUGCUGAUUCUCAUCAAAAGUUGAAGUGUUUGUCAUGCAUUGUGUUAAAUAUUUCAUGGUGUUACACUUUCAGUGCUCUCUUAUAUGCUUUUAUUUUGUGAGUUGAAACUUGUAUGCAUAUUUAUACACUGUGGAAUGCAAAGGCUGUGAAACUUGGUGUUAUACUGUAUACAUUGUUAUUAUGUUACUAAGUUUGUAUACUGAUAUUAAUGUCUGAAUUAUUAAACCUGCCUUUCAAGUUUGCUUGUUGCUAUCUUGAA
Messenger RNA from Schistocerca cancellata (South American locust), 2754 nucleotides. RefSeq names its product myogenesis-regulating glycosidase-like. NCBI's taxonomy places the organism in Eukaryota, Metazoa, Arthropoda, Insecta, Orthoptera, Acrididae. Gene Ontology annotation, molecular function: hydrolase activity, hydrolyzing O-glycosyl compounds. The transcript has 5 exons. The record is from RefSeq and is a predicted model, not a curated record. Gene Ontology annotation, biological process: carbohydrate metabolic process. Bases 86 to 2173 code for a protein of 695 amino acids.